AUGGAUUGGCAAACCCUAGCCAAAACAAAACGCGACUCAGUCAAUGCCCUCAUUCCCCCUUCCUGGCGUCUUCCCAGCCCCGUUCCCCCUGCCGCGGAACAGCGAAAUGUCACCGGGAAAUACAUUCAGCAAUUCUUGUCUCCACGGGAAAUAGAAAUCACGGAAACAGAUGCAGUGGGAAUUGUAAAGCAGACUACGGUCGGGUCAUGGACUGCGCUGGAGGUUACGGAGGCAUUUUGUCAUAGAGCGGCCUUGGCGCAUCAGAUGGUUAAUUGUCUGCACGAGAUAUUCUUUGAGGCUGCCCUUUCUGAUGCGAGGAAAAUGGAUGAGUAUUAUGUUAAGAACGGGAAGCCGGUUGGACUACUGCAUGGCUUGCCUGUUAGUUUGAAGGAUCAGUUUCACGUGAAAGGCGUUGAGACUACGAUGGGUUAUGUUGGAUGGAUUAACACGUUCCAAGGAACCACUGGAACCGGCAAAGAACGUGUCUUUGAAUCAGAACUAGCCAGCACCCUCCGCCGCCUCGGUGCAAUCCUAUACGUCAAAACCUCCGUCCCACAUACCCUCAUGGCCGGCGAAACAAUGAACAACAUUAUAACAUACACCUGGAACCCCACGAACCGCUUCCUCUCCUGCGGCGGCUCCUCAGGCGGCGAAGGCGCCCUUAUCAGCCUUAAAGGUAGCCCCGUUGGGUUUGGUACCGAUAUCGGUGGGAGCAUCCGCGUCCCCGCUGCAUUCAACGGCCUUUACGGGAUCAGGCCUAGCAGUGGACGUGUACCGUAUGAGGGAAUGGCUAACAGCAUGGAUGGGCAGAAUACUCUUUUGAGUGUUGUGGGACCGCUGGCCACCAGUGUAGGAGCGUUGAAGUUGGUUCUUAAGUGCGUUUUGAGUCAGGAGCCGUGGCUACGUGAUCCGCUUGUGGCGGAGAUUCCGUGGAGAGAUGAGCAGGAGAAUGCGGUGUUUGAUAUUGUGAAAGCGGGUGGUGGGGGACGGCUUGCGUUUGGAAUUAUGAAGACGGAUGGGGCUGUUAAUUUCCAUCCGCCUGUUAGGAGGGCGAUGGAUAUCGUUGUGAAGACGGUUGAGAAGUUAGGUCAUAGAAUAGUUGAUUGGGAGCCACCUUGUCAUCAAAAAGGGCUUGAUUUGGUGUUUCAAACAUGGCUAUUUGAUGGAGGCACCGAUAUCCACGCAGCAUUUGCUCUCUCUGGUGAGCCCAUGCUCGGCCCAAUCGCCUCAGCCUACGGCACGCUCAAGGAACAAUACACCGCAUCCCAAAUAGCAGCCAUCAACAUCGGCAAACGCGCCUACCAGAAAGAAUACAUGGAAUACUGGAACAGCACCUCUGCCCUGACCGGCACUGGACGUCCCGUAGACGCAGUAAUCGCACCAAUCGCGCCGUACGCGGCUGCGAGACCCGAUAUGGAUCCAGUCCUUAGUGACGACCCCACAGCCAAGUACUCGAUGCCAAGCUUCUCAACCAUCGUGAAUCUACUCGACUACUCUACCUCCGUCCUCCCGGUCACAAGAGCGGAUAAGAGUAUUGAUGUUGUGGAUUCUGGGUACACGCCUCAGAAUUCCCAAGACGAGGUGGUUCAUUUAGCUUAUGAUCCGGAGAUAUACGAUGGUGCACAUGUUGCCGUGCAGAUUAUAGGACGCAGGUUCCAGGAGGAGAAGGUCCUUGCCCUGACGGAAAUCCUAGGCGAUGCUUUGGAAAAUCAUCAACUUUGA
Messenger RNA from Lachnellula hyalina, 1722 nucleotides. RefSeq names its product Acetamidase. NCBI's taxonomy places the organism in Eukaryota, Fungi, Ascomycota, Leotiomycetes, Helotiales, Lachnaceae. The transcript is spliced from 7 exons. The coding region runs from base 1 to 1722 and encodes 573 amino acids. The record is from RefSeq and is a predicted model, not a curated record.